Ctenopharyngodon idella (grass carp) is the source of this 1993-nucleotide messenger RNA. RefSeq names its product cytosolic phospholipase A2 gamma-like. Gene Ontology annotation, cellular component: cytosol; nuclear envelope; nucleoplasm. The transcript has 15 exons. Gene Ontology annotation, molecular function: calcium-dependent phospholipid binding; calcium ion binding. Gene Ontology annotation, biological process: glycerophospholipid catabolic process. The record is from RefSeq and is a predicted model, not a curated record. NCBI's taxonomy places the organism in Eukaryota, Metazoa, Chordata, Actinopteri, Cypriniformes, Xenocyprididae. Bases 47 to 1732 code for a protein of 561 amino acids.
AGAUGCUGUGUUGCUACUGGUGAAGUCUCAAGAUUUUUCAAGAACAAUGAGUGCAUCCAAACCCCAGGAAAGUGUUGAGGUGAGAAUUGAACCCUCUCUGAAUGAGAAGGAGGAGGAGUUUGUUGUCAAAAGAGGAAAAGCUGUUCUACAAAGCCUGCAGAAGCUUCAGAUUCACUGCAGUGAGAAUGAGGUGCCAAACAUUGCCUUACUGGGAUCUGGAGGAGGACAAAGAGCCAUGGUGGGUUUGCUGGGAUCCCUGGUUCAGCUCCAGAAAACAGGUCUUCUGGACUCCAUCCUUUAUCUGAGCGGAGUCUCUGGAUCCACCUGGUGUAUGGCCUCCUUAUAUCAGGAAUCAGACUGGUCCACCAAACUAGAGACUGUGAAAGACAAGAUCAUCCAGAGACUCAGCGGUCCUAAAGUCAGCUGGAGAGAUGCAUUUGACAAACUGAAGAAAUAUUACUAUGAGAAAGACUACUUGAGUUUGACUGACGUCUGGGCAGCGAUGUUCGUCACAGAUUAUGUGAAAGAGAUAGAUGAGCACAAACUCACAGAUCAGUGGAAGCAGCAGAGUAAAGACCCGUUUCCCAUCUACACAGUGGUUGACAAGCACUGCAAACAGAGCAAAGAUGGAGACCCCUGGUUCGAGUUCACUCCACAUGAAGCAGGUUAUUCUCUCACUGGAGCGUUUGUGAAAACCUCCAGCUUUGGAAGCAAGUUUGAAAAUGGCCGUAAGAUCAAGAACCAGCCUGAAAUUGACAUGCUGUACCUGCAAGCUCUGUGUGGCAGCGCUAUAGCUGAUGGAGACAAGGAUAAGAAAGUCUUCUGGGAAAAAAUAAAAGAGUUCCUUCAUCCUUUCCUGCAUAAAAGAGAAACAGUGAUGUUUAAGGAAAUGAGGAAAGAAGAUCCAAAGUCUCCUCCUGUAGACCAAUGUUACCAGGUGCUCAUGGAUCUGGUGGACAUGAAUCUCUCUGUUUUGAAUGACAAAUAUCCGUCUGAUCUCGAUAAAUCCAUCAGAACAAAGCUGAACAAGAUCACUGGAGGCAAACGUCAGCUGAUUUUUCAAGCGAAAACACUGGAUCUCACUGAAAAAGAAGCAGCAAAACAGUAUAUGAAACAAUACACUGAGGAUGUGUGUAAUGAUUUGAGUCAUUGCUUCAGUUUCUGGCCUUCUGAUAUUUGGAGAAGAAUUUUUAUAUGCAUGGCUCAGUGGAUCUGGGGCAGGAAUUAUGACUUCCUCCACAACAUGAAUGAUAAAGCAGUGCCCUCCACUCUUCUGGAAAGUGAGACAAGAGACUUUGAAGACGCUGGACUGUUGCUCAACUCACCCUACUUCUCAGUGCUGAGAAAAGAGAGAAACAUCGACCUCAUCAUUUCACUGGAUUUCAGUGAGGGUGAUCCUUUCAUGACAGUGAAGGAAGCUGCUAAGAUGUGCAAGGAACUAAACAUCCCUUUCCCUGAGGUCAACAUUCCCAGUGAAGAUGUAAAGAAACCGAAGGACUUCUAUGUGUUCAAAUGCCGAAACACUCCAACUGUGAUCCACAUCCCUCUCUUUAAUGUGGUCAACUGUGGAGAUAAAAUUGAGGUCUGGAGGAAAAAUUAUAAGACCUUUCAAGGUCCUUACAGCGCUAAGAUGAUCACUGAUCUCGUGGAGGUCGCUGGAAAAAACAUCACAAACAACAAAGACAGACUGCUGGAGCAGAUUCGCCUCGCCAUAGGGCCAAAAAUACACUAAUAAUGAAUAAUAAAUAUCAGUGGUGUGCAGCGUUAUGAAAUGAGGCGGCAAAGUCCUCACUGUUUGUUUUAUUGUUUUUUAAAUAAAAUUAAUGUUUCAUUCAGACUUAAUGCUGACACAUUUUUGACAAACGUGGAAUGCACAUGAAAAUGAAAGGCGGGAUUUAUCGUGUGACCAAAGCAAUAGGCCAAUCAGAUCUUAUUUACAGCAGCGCCAUCUUUGAUUUUUAACGGGAAUGAAAUCGAGACUGUGAGGGAAAGA